Molecule: messenger RNA, 1498 nt
Organism: Benincasa hispida (wax gourd)
Lineage: Eukaryota; Viridiplantae; Streptophyta; Magnoliopsida; Cucurbitales; Cucurbitaceae
Biological process (GO): ribosomal large subunit biogenesis; ribosomal small subunit biogenesis
Cellular component (GO): nucleolus
Molecular function (GO): DNA binding; RNA binding
Source: RefSeq, a predicted model, not a curated record
CGUCAAUUGAAAAGGUACUGAAAAACCCUAGCUCCCUUCUCCCUUCUCCCUUCUCCCGCUUGCUUCCUGAUGACACAACACAUUCUACAGUCUACGCCAGAAUCUCCUACUGAGAUUUGAUCUGAUAGCAUCAAGCAACUGCAAGAAGACCGAGAGGAUUGCACCUACUCCGACAAUAUCAAUCUCAACCUCCUCGUCAAGAUGAAAAGCAAAAAGCCGAAGACUGCUACAACUUCCAAUGCUAUUGGUAAUUUGAAGUCCAUUAUUCAUGAGCAUGCACUGUUCAUCGACAAAUUAGUGGAGCUUAUUCCUGCAAGGUUCUAUUUAUCUAAUGAUGAAAAGGAGAAACCUUGGUUUCAGGGCCUUAGCAAGAAUGAGAAGGCCUUGGCCAAGAAGGAAUCGAAAGAAAACCUUAAGAAAACUAAAAGAGAUCGCCUGGAUCCAGAAAAGUCUGAUAAAUCAACCGUUGAUUUGCUUAAGGAAAACUUGGGAAAGAAAAAGUUAAAGGAUAAAAGUGAUGAUAAUGAAAUGGAUGUUAAGCCAAUGACAUCUGGGUGGGACGAUGAUCGGUCAGCGACAUAUGAAGACCUACGGCAACGUCUGCAUCGAAAGAUUGAGGAGCUCCGAGCUAAUAGAAACACGGAAUGUUCGAAUAGAGAAAAGAAGCGGAAUGAAAGAAAAGAAAGGAGGGAACUUGUUGAUAAGAAACGCAAGAGAGAAAAUGGGCGUGAGGAAAAAAAAUUAGCAGGUUACCACUCAAAAGAUGAAGUUGAAAAGAAUGUAGUUGAAGCCUCUAAAGAACUUGCCUUCAGUCAUGUCAAACUCAGGACUGAAGAAGAGCAUGGGAAGAAAAAGAAGAGAAAGUUCUCUAAGUUGGAGGAGCUUGAAAGAGCUAAAAUAUUGGAGGAAGCAAAGAAGGAUCCUGAGAAGGGCGAGAUAAUCGCAAAGAAGCAUUCUUGGAAUGCAGCAACGAGUAGAGCUGCUGGACUUAAGGUUCAUGAUGAUCCAAAACUCCUGAUGAAGAGCUUAAAGAAGGGAAAGAAACAGCAGCUGAAGAAUGUUGAGAAAUGGAAAGAAAGGAUUGAAACUACACAGAAGAUGAAAGCCGAAAGACAGCAAAAGAGGUCAGAUAACAUAGCACAGAAAAUUCACGAUAAGAAGAUGCGAAAAAUUGCAAAGAGGGAGAAGAAGCUUAUGCGGCCCGGCUUUGAAGGUCGUAAGGAAGGUUUCAUUAACGAAGGAACGACCUAGGCGAAGCUAAUUUUACCUUUGUAAUGCUGUUGCCGUUCCUGCUUUGAUUUCGUAGAUUUAGGUAAUGCUACCAAAACAUAUUGUGUUUCUUUUUCAGACAAAACAGUAGAUGGAAGAACCAGAAAUUGUUGUAAAAUUUGUUUUCUGUUCUUCAUUUAAAAGAGAAGUGAAAGAAUGAGAAGCCAAACAGAGAUAUUACAAAACAUUUGUGCCUUCCGAGGAAAGUAGAGUGUCCUAUCACUAUCUA